CCGCCAUGGACCAGCUCAGUGAAGCCCAGAUCGCAGAGUUCAAGGGAGGCCUUCUCGCUGUUCGACAAGAGGUGCGUCGCACUCGGUUCCACGGCGACGGCACCAUCACGACGCGCGAGCUCGGCACCGUCAUGCGCUCGCUCGGGCAGAACCCGACCGAGGCCGAGCUGCAGGACAUGAUCAACGAGGUCGACGCCGACGGCAACGGCACGAUCGACUUUCCCGAAUUCCUCACCAUGAUGGCGCGCAAGAUGAAGGACACCGACUCGGAGGAGGAGGUGCGCGAGGCGUUCAAGGUCUUUGACAAGGACGGCAACGGCUUCAUCUCGGCCGCCGAGCUGAGGCACGUCAUGACCAACCUCGGCGAGAAGCUGAGCGACACCGAGGUCGAGGAGAUGAUCCGCGAGGCGGAUACCGACGGCGACGGCCAGAUCAACUACGACGAGUUCGUCCGCAUGAUGAUGAGCAAGUAGGAGCCCUCAACUCCGCCCUGCUCGUCCCCUCUCCUUCCCCUCUCCCUCUCGCCCAUCCGUACCUACCCACUUCCCCCUUCUCGUCAUGACCCCCCACAAGCAGUCCCCCCUCCCCCUCCCUCCCUCCUUCCUGCACCUCUCCCUCGCCUGUUCCCCCCUCUCUCUCUCUCGUCCUGCCGGGCUAGCCCCCGCAGCGCUGCCCCCCCUUUUUUCCCCUCUCCUCUCGUCCUCGCCUCAACCCAUGCCAACGACUCGUCUCCCCUUCUCC
Messenger RNA from Rhodotorula graminis WP1, 741 nucleotides. RefSeq names its product calmodulin. Gene Ontology annotation, cellular component: central plaque of spindle pole body. Gene Ontology annotation, molecular function: enzyme regulator activity; calcium ion binding. The transcript is spliced from 6 exons. Lineage: Eukaryota; Fungi; Basidiomycota; Microbotryomycetes; Sporidiobolales; Sporidiobolaceae. Gene Ontology annotation, biological process: spindle pole body organization. The coding region runs from base 6 to 473 and encodes 155 amino acids. The record is from RefSeq and is a predicted model, not a curated record.